GCUUGUGUGUAUUGCAUAGAGACAUGGAUGGUCAAGUGCAUUUCUUUCCAAGCACAAAGGGGCUCCUAGAAUUUGAUGAAAUAGCAGAAUUUAGGCGUGCUGGGGGACUUCUCCAGAACCAGAAUGAAAGAAGAGUGAGAGGAACAAGCCAGGAAAAGCAAAAGUCCCGGUUUCUAGUACAAGGUGAGAUGGCGAGCCCUUCAUUACUUCCUCCUCCAAUAUUAGACUCUAACGCUAAGGCCGCCCACGCAUCAGAGCCAAUUCAGAAAUUGGUUGAUGAGGCCACUAGACUUGUGGCAGAGGGCUCCGAAUUGAAGAGGGGCGUUUUGGAGUUCUUGCAAUCUAAGGAUUUGAACAAUGAGGCCACCACUCCAGAACUGAUAGCAUUGCAUAUGCUCAAAGUCCAGAGUGAUGGGUAUACAACUUCCCUGGAAAUGACUCAACGUUUGAUUGAGGCUUUGAAGAAAUAUGAGGUGGAAUGCAAGGACCGGCCUGCAUUGGAAGAUUGUUCCAUAAACUACAAACAAGAAGCCAUGCAUCAAUGUCAUCAAGCUGACUAAGAAGAGGUUCACUUGGUGUGCUUUAUUGGUUUUGAAUU
Molecule: messenger RNA, 598 nt
Organism: Ipomoea nil (Japanese morning glory)
Lineage: Eukaryota; Viridiplantae; Streptophyta; Magnoliopsida; Solanales; Convolvulaceae
Exons: 3
Coding region: 24-560 (178 amino acids)
Source: RefSeq, a predicted model, not a curated record